Molecule: messenger RNA, 1044 nt
Organism: Amaranthus tricolor (Joseph's coat)
Lineage: Eukaryota; Viridiplantae; Streptophyta; Magnoliopsida; Caryophyllales; Amaranthaceae
Exons: 7
Coding region: 254-784 (176 amino acids)
Biological process (GO): rRNA 5'-end processing
Source: RefSeq, a predicted model, not a curated record
CUUUACAAAAAAGGGUUUUAAAAGGUGUUUCUUUGCAAAUUUUCCCUAUUUAUUUAAACCUCGAGGAGUUGUUGGUCUACUUGUUCUUCUACUUCGACAUCGAACCCAAGCUCUCCUUCCGUUUCUUUUUCAUGGUUGGCCGAAUCUUCAACGCAUUCGUAGUGAUUUCUCAGAAUUUUACCUCCAAAAUUCUAUUGCCGCCAUUGAAGUUGCGCCAUAAUCAAAUACUAUCGAACAUAAGAUCAAUGAGAAGAUGAGGUAUGUGAAGCCAUUGCGCUUGUUUCAAGAUAUGAUUAAAGCGAAUGUAUCCAAACGAGAGCGGUUUUUGGGCUUGGAUGUUGGUGAUAAGUAUGUUGGACUUGCUGUUUCAGACCCUGAAAACAAAAUUGCAACACCUUUAAGUGUUUUACUCCGGAAGAAAUUCAGCAUUGAUUUGAUGGCUGAAGAUUUCAACAAUUUGAUUUCAGAAUUUUCUCUUGCUGGCUUAAUUGUUGGCUGCCCCUUUGAUAGACAGCGGCUCAGCCCAGAUGGUGUUCAAGUGAAGGUUUUCAUAGACGAUCUUUGUAAAACCGGGAAACUUCAAGGUGUAAAAUAUACUUAUUGGAAUGAGUGCUUUACAUCAAAGAAUGUAGACUUGCUUUUGAAGCCACUAACAUUACAUCCAGUGGAAAUGAAAACUAUGCUUGACAAAUUUGCUGCUGUGGGUAUUUUACAGGGAUAUCUGGAUUAUGUUAACCGCAAUGGGCUGAAUCUUGAUGUUGAAGAUCAUGCUAGAAAAAGUUGAGUGGCUUUGUACUUCCAUUUGAAUACUCUUUUGUUUCACUCAUUUUGCAACAUUUGAGUUAAAAAGUUCUGACAUCGAAAAAUUCAAGGUGGUGUUAGACGAGGGGAUAGAGGAGUAGAUUAAUUAUCCUCUGUUGUAAUCUGUAAAGAUGAGAUCUUUGAAUUGUCAGCUCCUGAAUUUCAGAUGCACUUACUAUUUGUUGACAAUAAUUUUUAAUUAUUAUUAAUUUCAAGAAAGAAUAAUUAUCAUCUAAUCAGAAC